This is a messenger RNA of Talaromyces amestolkiae, 537 nucleotides long. RefSeq lists its product as uncharacterized. The coding region runs from base 1 to 537 and encodes 178 amino acids. The transcript is spliced from 3 exons. The record is from RefSeq and is a predicted model, not a curated record. Lineage: Eukaryota; Fungi; Ascomycota; Eurotiomycetes; Eurotiales; Trichocomaceae.
AUGGACAUCUUCACUUCCGGAUUCGAGGAGCCCGUGCCUCCAGUGAUUAAGUCCACUUACAAUACCAGUUUCAUCCAGCACAAAUGGAACUCGAAUCUCUCCCACAUAACAUCCGGUUACAUCUACAACCUCCCCGAUCAGGCUAAAGUCAUCGCCACCGAAGCCUACGCUGGCAACCUCGCUACUUCCACAUUCAACUAUGCAAACAUCUCACAAGAUGGGUUAGUUGACAACGCAGUCAUCUAUAUCCCGAUCGACGGCGACGAUACCAACCGUGAGAUGUUUCGCGAUUACGUUAACCCGGGGUUUCCUUUGAUCAAGGAUGAUUUUUUGGUUUCGAAUGGUGCUGCGUUUGGGGGGUUGGUGAGCAGGGAGCUUUUGCCAGGGAAGGUUGCUACUUGGAAUAUCAUAUACCAGAACGCUAUUCCGGUGACUGUCUACGUCGACAAUUGUAAUGUCGUUGUUGGGUAUGACUUUUUCUCCCCGAAUGAGAGGACUUAUGUGAUAACCAUGUACUUCAACACCGAGACUUCUUAG